Porites lobata is the source of this 25141-nucleotide messenger RNA. The record is from the annotation of a GenBank genome assembly. NCBI's taxonomy places the organism in Eukaryota, Metazoa, Cnidaria, Anthozoa, Scleractinia, Poritidae.
UUGAAUUCCAGGGAGGAAAAUCUUAAAAUAUUUUACAUGCGUUACGUCAUUCAGGUUCAAAAUCAAUUUCACGUUACAAAGGGGUAAGUUGUUUUGGUACAUUAUGUUUGAUGUUUAUGUUGUGAAAUUCGCCCGUCGAUUAGCUUAGAUUAAUGUUUAGAUUAGAAUGAAUGAUCAAAUCGCUGUUUAUAUGAAUCAGUUGCAGUUACCGUUCUUUUUGUUUUUUCAGGUCUCGUCUAAAGAAGCUAAGGACUCUUUAAAUGAAGAAACAAGAACGCAAGAAGCGUAGAGAGGUCUUGAGGCCAAGCCCGAACGAGGAGGUUAACUUUCACAUGUUUAUUUGAGCUUAUUUUCAUAACUGUGGUGAUAUUUAAGCUUAAGUUUAACCUGUUAAAUUGAUUAAGCAUUGCCUAGCUUGUGUCGUACACGUAAUCUAUUAAAUCUCGGACUAUGGACUUAACCAGAAGUUUUUAUAGUUUCGUCUAUUCAUACCAUUUGUAUUAACCCAAUACCACAGAUUGAUCUGUGGUAUUGGGCUAAUAUAAUUAGCAAUUAAUGAAUGAGGCUGAGUAGGAUAUGAAGAAUUAAGCAGAUUGAGGAGGGUGUUAUCCACCGAGGCUGAAGGCCAAGGUGGAUAACACGCUCUGAGAUCUGCCUAAUUCUUCAUAUCCUACGAAAGCCGAAUUUGUUGAUUGCUUUAUUAUUCAUUCAAAAUAAUUCCUAGUUUAAAAGCAUAGCUAAAACAUACUUACCUGCAUCGACGUUAAGUUUAUCUUUGAUAGUGUAUGUUUAGGUUUGUCCAGCUCCACAAAUGUUCACAGAAAAAAAUAACCGAUUCCCAUUAUUGGAUAUUUUAGGGUAUUUAAAGAAUACCCACAAAAAUCCCAAAUUUGGAAGAGUCAGACAAGUCCCAAUCAGGGAACUUGGUUGGGAAUUCCCGGGUUGGUACUCGUCUCACUUUGCCAAAUUUGGGAUUUUUAUGGGUAUUCUUUACAUACCCUAAAAAUUCCAAAAACGGGAAUCCGUUAUUUUUUCCUGUGAUUCUCCAAAUAGCAGAUGUCACCCUCAGAGUUGUCUUCUUGCUGUUUUUGCCAUGUUUUUAGCCAUUAUUUUGCCUAGUUCCAGUUGUAGUUCUUACUCUUGAAACAAGUGAAGUGUCUGCUAUUUUAGUUUUCACAACGAAGACAACUCAACCUCGUCUCCAGGUCUGCUUGGUUAAUGGUGCAUUAACCUGUAGAGGGCUGCAUGUUUUACUUCAUUUCCUCGUAAACAAAAAAUUCUUCCAAAUUUGGUCAUCAGUAACUGGUUAUGGUGAAUUAUGCGUGUGCUUUUAGCCAAUCAGAAUUGGGGAAAUAUUUUGAAUGAAUAAUAAGUGGUAUUAAUUAAUAUCUGUACACCUUGGUCAAGGACUUAACGCCUUUUCUUCUUACCCUUGAAGAAUUCCACAAAAUUGUAUUCACCUCUGAAGACUUAUAAAAUGUGGGUCUUCCACAGAAGAAUAUGUGUUUACCCCUGAAGAAUUUCGAAAAAGUUGAUUUUUUCCUUGUUCACUGCUGAAGAUUUUGUUAAAAAUCAAAGCUUCACCCCUAAAGAACUCCAUAUUUUUAUUGCUCUACCCCCAAAGAAAUCCCCAAUUUUUAUGACUUACCCCUGAAGAAUUCCAUUGGUCCACAACCGGGGGGAAUGCGGGUAUUAAAUGCAAUAGCCCGUUGUCAUUUCAUUUCCUACUUGUUAUUAAGAGAUUAUAAUGAAAGAGAUUUUAUCUUAACAUCUUUGUUACAUCGGUCAUACAUUAUAUUCGAUUUAUGGGUGAUUAAAGUUACUUUUUUCAACUUUUUUUUUAAAGGUGAAGUUACUAACUUUUUUCUGUCAUGGAUUUGUAGGCUACUAUACUUCAAAGCGACAAAGAGAAACGGAAGAAGCUUCGUCUUAAACAGGUGAAUCCAAAAGAAUAUUAAGCUCCAUCUGUGAAAUAUCUGUUACAGGUCAAAUUUGAUUUCAGGUUAAUUUUGAUUUAACCUAGGUUGAUUUUGUUAACCUAGGUUAAAUUUAUUAAGUACUGUUAUAUAGUUAUGCAGUAAGCCAUAUUUAUGGCAAUGAUUGGGAGUCAAUAAAAUGUGUUUUGUGAUCAGCUUUUUGCAGUUGGACAUCUGCUGUGCACCAGAGAUGGAACUCCUGGGAGUCUUAUAUAGAGAGGCUCUGCCCCCCAGUCCAAUGCCUUACGAUUUUAUAUAUCGUCAGCUUUUGAGAGAAAAGCUGUUUAACUGCUGUGAAAACACUGUUUUCAAAACAUGAAUAAACCACAAAACCAAAAAUUUUUCAUGACUUUUUUUGCAGCCAUAAAAAGAUCUGUUAGCCUUUUUCAGGGCCUUUCUACAGACCAAAUCAGCUACUCCAAGUUUGAAAAUGAGUCAUACAUUAUAAAACUAUAUCCCUCGAAGGGGAGGUAAACAGUGGUGGAUAUAUAUACUGAGACCCGAAGCAUCAAGAGGUAUUUAUCUAGUGCUGUUCACCGAUCCUGAUGGGGUAGUUGUUUUACCAAAUCAGUUGGAUUAAAAUAAAAAAGUAACUACAGUCGACUCCCGAUAACUCGAACCUUCAAGGGAAAUCGAAAAAGGUUCGAGUUAUCGGGAGUUCGAGUUAUCGGGAGCUCGAAGAAAAUAGCCGGGAGUAAGGAAAAAAACAGUUUUUACGGCACAGUCAGUAUUCUAAUCACAUUUAAUAGUAAAUAUGUUGAGUGAAAAUUAAAAGAUACUGUUAGAUUAUAAAUCAGAACGUAAACUAAACUACUAAAGUAACAAAACGUUGCCUAAAUAGAGCAUGCAUUUUACUUUUUGAGAAGUAAAGCUAUUUCACGUUAGAUUUGUGGCAAACAUCAUCAGCCUCCACUAUCGAUCCACUAGUAAACUAUAUGCCAACAACACGUCAAUGGGAAAUUCAAAAUUCAAUGUUUCGGAGGCAGUACACUCUUUUUUCCCGACUUUUUAAGGGCUCAAAACAUGGUUCGAGUUAUCAAGGAUAAAAUUAUAUAGAAAUGAUCUGAGGGGAAAUUACAGUAAAUGUAUGACGGAAAUCCAGGGGAAAUCGAUUUUGGUUCGAGUUAGCGCGAGGUUUGAGUUAGCGAGGGUUUGAGUUAUCGGGAGUCAACUGUAUUUGUAAAUUAAAAAUGUCCCUUAAUAGGAACUUACUUUGUUUAUUAAAUUACUAACAUAAUUGGGUUAGUGUCAAGUGCAUGUUUGCAAUUUUGUUGCAAAUUCAGCAUGAAAAUAAUUUUCUACCUACCAGUAAACACUGACAGGCCAAAGUUUGUCACAUUCUUGGUAUUUGUUUAUACUUCUUCAUUUAUUGCUUGAAUUUCGUCAAUCAAAAAUGUCUCAAAACGAGAUGCCAUCUUGGCUCAGGUUGCAAAACAGUGAAUGGCCAAGGCUAUUCUGAGUUAUGAGAGCCAAUCAAAAUGUGCAAAAAUUGCUAUUCACUGAUUUGGUAAAUACUAAUAAAGUAAAUAUGGGAGGAUUUGUAAGUUAAAUGUCCUGCUACUGUCCUUGAGAGACCAUUUACUUAAACCCCAAUGACAGCCCUGUGUUAUCCUAAUGUGUAGACUGGAAAGGUUUUGAUAUGAGAUGGGAGUUCUUUCUUUUAUCAACUGAGUAGAGCUACAUACACCUACCAGUAUUGCACCAUUAUAAUUAUACUUUAGAUUUAAGCAAUAGAAAACGUUUUCUGUGUUUGCAUAGCCUCAUAUAAACAUGAGAGGGUGUUGGGAAAGAAAUUGAGAAUUUUCCCAACCCUUCGAGUGUUUAUAUCAGGCUAUGCAUACACAAUAAAAAAGUUUUCUAUUGCUUUUUAGUUUUAUGAAAUACCUUUCUAGAGAAAAGAAAGCAAAACUCUGCUAAAAGAGAAAUUCUUACCAACCAGGUUGAAGUUAGUGUUGUACGUGAAGUUUUGUGCGCAUAAUCAGUUCUUGCUUUGCAAAAAAAGAUGCUUUCCAAAAUACAGAUUUUUCUGGCUUAAAAUGUUGACAUAUGCGAAAAAAUUGGCACAGCAUGUUUGUAAAGAUUUUCCAAGUCUCAACAAACAAAAAAAUGGGUAUAACAGUAAACUUUUCGAGUUUUCAACUCAAUAUCUUUUUAAAAUUUUUUGCUUAUGAUUAGCUAGCACAUACAACUAAAACAUCUUGACGUCAACUGUGCUUAUAUACUCUUAUGCAAACACUCUUCUUGACCAAUCAGAGUGUAGUACUCUCUUAGUUAUUUUGUAAAUAAAGAUAACUACUCCAUUGAUAUAUCUGUUCAUAUGUAGGUCAGAGAACAGGAGAAAGCUUUUUCUCGAAAGUUGCUGGAAGAUGUGAGGAAAAGAAAAACUGUUGAAACAAAACACCUUGCUUCCCACCUCAAGGUAUUUUUUUAUCCAUAAUGUGUUUGUGGCAAAUAUUUAUUAUUAUAUUGCAUUAUUGACCUAGUGUGAGACCAAGAUGGCAGGAUAUUGGCCAACUACUUUUUUUUUUGUAAGAAAGAAUGAGGCCAAUAGACAGCCAUCUUAGCUGAGCGUGCUUGGUCAAUAAGGAAUUUAUUAUAUGACCAAAAAGAGAACUUUUAAUGACAGGACCAACACAGGAAAUCCUGAGUGGGUAAGAUGAACCCAUCUUGCCCACUCGGGUAGCCAAUCUAUCAUAAUGUAGGAUUUACUUUAUCUUGCACUAGGUCUCAAAAUUGCGACUGAUACGGUCACCAAUGUGACUAACAUUUUCUCCUUGGUGACUAAAAAUUCUGGUUUAGUUGCCACUUUGGCAACCAGAUUUCUCUGUGCUUUAGAUUUAAAUUAAAAGAGUCUAGUUAAAACAAACAUUUCAUCUUAUCUUGCUUUCCUUUUGUCAUAAAAAAUGUGCUGAAUCGCUUUAUAAAGAAAGCCAGUUUGCCUGAAAAUUCAUACCGACUUCUGUCCGCGAUAUUUUUAAACAAUCAAAUCUGAUGGAUCGGCCAUACUAUGAGCUGCGUCAUUUACAUUGUACAAAGUGCCGACGAUAAAUUUGCGUGUGGCGACUAUAUUUCUCCAGUUGGUAGCCAAAAGGUGACCUGAGGAUUUUCUUAAUUUCAAGCCCUGUCUAGCCUGCUGAUGGAUUCAGCUACACUGAUGUAUAUAGUAACAAUUGUUAUUUGUGUGUAUUUUGAUCACUGUAUUAAAUAAAUUUUAUACUUGUGGAUCUAUAGGCGGCAUCUUCAUUGUAGGUUGCAUCCCAAACUUUCAAAUUGUAUUGGUGAAACAAAAUAAUUAGUGAACUGCAAUCAGUGCUUUAGUAGUUCCUUAUAGUGAAAUCCAAAACUUCCCUCUUUAGAAACUAUAUUAAGGGGAAUAGGUACAAGCCUUUGGUGCAACAAAUUUUUGGAUCGUUUUGGUGGAUAAGGAUUAGUUAAAAGUGAUUGCAGUGACUUUGUUAUGGUGAGUCCUGGGAAUGUUAAAAUAUUUACUUAAUUGUUUUCAAUGUUUUGUAAAGCACCUAGAGCAGGACCAGAUAGGUGCUAUCAAAUUUUAAUUAUUAUAAUUAUUUAUAAAUUAUUUAUUGCAAAUUGCUUGUUAUAAUUCUCUCUCUAUUUGAUUUCUGCAGAGCCAAUGGGAGAAUGAGCAAAAUUUGAAACGGUCACUGCUUGAGAGAAAAUAUCAAGAAAACCUUGCGGAAAUUGGAUUAGCCCAUCAAACAGCUUCUGAGGUACACAUUAAAUUUUAUCAUAAAAAGUCAUUGCAGCCUUUAUUCCUUCUGCACCUGGUUGAUCUGGUUUUAUCCAGGCUUUGUUAGUGGCCACCUACAUGUAUAAAUUUCUAGGUCUGUUUUUAAGGACUGUCUAAGUUAUGUAGAUAAUUAACACUUUUUAAAUCUUAGAACUAUAGAAGGUAAUAAGGUAGGUAAAUUAAGGUGCACACAAACCAAAGGCCCACACAGCUGGAGCUUAUUUCCGGUUUCCGUAGCAGGAAGCAUGCCUAGCUACUCCCCCCUGGAUGGGAUGCUAGUCCAUUGCAGGGUUACCCCCCAGCAGUAUGUCACUGGUACCCUUUCAUACACUUAGGUGAAGAGAGACAAAGUGGAGUAGGGUUCCUUCUCUAAGGGAACAAUGUGACGGGCAAGGCUUGAACCCUGGACCUCCAGAUCCAGAGUUCAAGGUGUCGACCACUCGGCCACACACGCUUCCGAGAACUAUACAGACAAGGCUUAAAACAAUCACGGUUUAUGAAAACAAAUUUUACUCUCAUGGAAUAUAACACAUUUUCGUUUGGUUUAAACUCAAAUUGCUGCUUAUUGGCUACUGUACCUGCCUUUAAGGUAUGUCUUUUUCUCAAAGUUAUAGAAAAUUGUUUUUGUUGUGAAAUUUUGCCUUUCCAGUGCGUAUAAUAAUAAUACAAUAAUAUAUUUUUUACAGGACCAAACUAGUUAUACCAAACCAGAGUUAAGUGAAGAAGAGAAACAUAGGUAAACUUAAAGGGAUGAAAACUUUGUUUUAUAAUUUUAACCCUAAACUCAUCGAAUUUUAGAUUUUGUUUGUAUUUAAAUGCAGCUGAAGAUGGUGCCUGCAUUUGCUAGCAUUAUCUUUCAUCUGAGAUUUACUGGCAUGCUCCAACAGCUACCAGUCUGUAGAUAGGGACUUUUGGGAAUUUACAGAUUCUCUUUUUCAGUUUUGAGCUCAAAUAUUUUGUUUGCAUUGCUUUACAUUGUUCUUCUUCAUGAAUUCUGCUCCCCACCCAGUCCUCCCUUUGUGAAGUGUAAUUCUAUGUUACAGAUCAAAAUUUUCAGAUUAAGAUUUUUGGUCGGAUGGUGGAAUAUCCAGCCUACUAAAAGUAAUAUCUCACUUCAAAAACUGCUCCUGCAGUCUUGCAGUUGUCCCAUUUGCUUGAUAAAUUCUGACAUUGACUGCAGGAAUGUGGGAGUUCAAAUUGUAUACCCUUUACUAUUUACUUCUCAGCCACUGCGGGAGUUUUGUUUAACUUACUUAGAUUUAAAGUAUUUGGUGUAACAGAACACAACUGCUGGACUGCGAGAGCAGUUUUUCAAGUAAGACAUUUAGUGGACCAGGUAUUCUGCAAUGGUUUUUUUAAAAUCCUAGGUUGAUUUUCAAUUUCCUUUGUCUCCUGUAACCCGAGUUAUUCAUGAAUUAGGGCUAGGAGUCAAAAGAAAAUUGGGAAUCAACCUGGUUAAAACAUUUUAACCUGAAUUUAAUUUUUACGUGUAACAUAUAGUAGGUAUGCUGGAUCGUUAUACCUUUCUGGGAAACUGCCUACCUACCCCUCCCCUAAGCCAACAUCAACACUUACUUCUCACUUAAGGCAAAAUGUGGGCUUAGGGGAGGGGUAGGUGGGCAGUUUCCCAGAAACGUUUAAUGAUCGAUGCUGAGGUUCUAUUGGCUAGCCAUGUGACUGUGGAUGCCACAAGUGAACAUUUGCACGAUUAUGCUCUACAAUUCUCUGCACUUCUUGGUUCCACCAGUAUCUCUGGCACUUUCUCCCAUGCUCAUCUUUGUUGUCGAGUUUGGCGUCUAAUAGACAAUCCGUUGGCACUCUUUUUUCAGAGCAUCAGAAAGAUACAAGAAAGCACUGGAACAGGUACUCAUUAGCGUGGCUGUAAUAGAGUUAAAAUUUAGCUGCUCUCUUUAUUCAAUCACUCUUAGGACGUAGGCAGUGAUUUUGCUAUAAAUAGUUAUCGUGAGUCCUGGGACCCAUCUUGUGAAUAAUCACGAGUCCCUGUCCAUACCCAAUGAGUCCCAGGUCAAAAAAAAAAAAUGCUUGGGCCUUUUUGUAACCAGACAGUUAAUCUAGAGUCAGAUGCCAAAACUCUUUAUUUGCAUUACAUUUCAUUGAAAUUAAAAUAUAGUCCUUUUAUCAUUUUAUGUCAUAUAAUUAUGUAAAGAACAAAAAAGGCUAGUUAAAAUAAAUAUUCUUCUUUACACAACAGCCACAGAAAUCACACAAACAGGAUAAAGGACCAAGACAUCUUCAAAUUGAUCAAUUUUUCUUUGCAUCCUAUGGCAUCCUAUGGGAUGUAUGCCAUGAAUUAUUUUGUAUCUUUGGGGAUUUUUAUGCAUCAGGGACACAGGACCCAGAGGUAACAAAAUCACUGGUAGGUGAUAAGGUUUGUCCUCCAGGAGAGAGCUGACGUACUGCAUGUACAAGGAACUUUAAUUGGCAGAGCUAUCACGAAUGGCCAGUGACAGGGGAAUUCCCCAUCUAGCUUCUUAAAAAAUGAAAGAAAAAUAGAACCAAAAGAAAUUCUCAGCUGUUUGAUUCAAGACUGUUAAAAAAAGACAAAAUUACAUUUUAUUUUCUUUUUUGCUUUAGCUUGUGUAUGACAGGGCCAAGAGCACACAGUCAGAGAGAGAACGUGCUGAAGCCAGGUAAUUUAGUAAGAACCAACAACCACAUUUUCAGAAUAUUACUGUUCUAGAUGUUCAGUGAAAAAAUAUCCCAGUUUUUUUUAAACAUCCACGUUUAAAAUUGCCUAGGUGAACCAGUAACAGUGCAUUCUAGCAACUUCACUCUGUGCCAACACUUAUCUCUCACUUAGGGCAAAAUGUGGGCUUAGGGGAGGGGUGGGAAGGAUGCUUAGAUUCCAUUGGCUAGCCAUGUGAUGGUGGAUGCCUAGGUGAACUAGUAACAGUGCAUUCUAGCAACUUCACUCUGUGCCAGACUCAUUGCAUGAACGUUAAUUUUGUUGUGAAUCUUUUUUAAUUCAAGGGGGGGAGUAGGUUUUUUCAGCUUGUACUGUCAUUUGAUAAGUAGCUCUCUUGUUUUUCUAUUCAAUGUGUGGGCAAUCAUGUGAUUGGAAGCUCAAAUUCUAAAUCUUUUCUAAUCUUAAUUCUGAUCAUUAAAAAAGCCAGGAGUUAUUUGGAAUAGUGCUGUGGGAAUUUUUACGUGGAUUUGUAAUGUUUUUUAAUGUAGACAACAAGCCUUGGAGACAGAGCGCUUACGUGCAGCUAAAAUUGCUGCCCUUCCACCACCUAAGGACCCUAUUGCGGUAAGAAUCCUCUUUUGAUUGCUGGGUGUGACCCUUUAAUGCCCAAUAUUCACAUACAAAUUCUCCAUACUCAUUUCCAUACCAAGGUUGUCAGAAAGUUUUGAAGUAGACAGCUGAGUUGUCAAAGUAAGCGGCCAGUCCGGGGGUAUUCUAUUUAAAAAACGCCAUACGUAAAGAAAUGCCAAGCAGAGUAGCCGGCCGUUACUAACCAAGUAGGUGACAAUUUUCGCUGGCAGCCAGGUACUUUUGACAACCCUGCAUACAUUUCGUUGAAGAACUAGUUGAGAUAAUUAAUUUGUUUUUAGAUCGAAUCAUUUUCACUCAGGUGAUCAUUUUAUUAAUUCUCAUAACUUUUCUCAUGAUGAUGUAUUAAUAUUGUUGAGGGAAAAUUGAUGUUGGUCACUCUUGAAACUAAAAGAGUUACUUUCAGGUGCAGGAAUAAUGUGUGUGACUGAAGGUGUAAGGGUUAAGGAUAGAAAGUUACAGGAACUUUAGUCACAUUUGAACAUAUGCACAGACAUUCCAAACUCACUUUGUGAGUGCUUCAAGUAAAUAUGGCAAAAAAUUUUAAAAAAUGUUCAGUGUUAAAAAAGUUACUAAAUGCCAUUAUAAGGAUGACUAAAUAAUGUAAAAAAUAAUGCUCAGUGGCUCUGCUUCAUCUUUUUAUCAAUUUAUUUUUUUUUAUUUUUCUUUUUUAAGGACCUCUAUCUGAGGAAAGGUACGGUUUAAACUGUUCUACGUACUGUAAUAUUUACUCUUUUGUCUGAUGGGUUCUUAAACAUAAGAAAUUUAGUCUACUGGUGUCUGUUAAUUUUGACAAUAAUUACUCUGACAUAUGUUUUGUGUCUAAGUAGGCCAGAAGACUCGUGAGCAGAAUGUUGACAGCUUCAGUUCCACACGGUUCCAUUUGCAUCCCUCUGUGCAUGUCGAGCGGGAUUUGGAUCCAAAUCAGGUAACUUCAACAAGGGUCUAUAAUUGGUUUUUUGAGAUCCAGGGAUUUGAUGACUGGAAUUUGAGAUUAUGGAGAGAAAGAGGAGAAUGUUGGUCGUGUUAAUGAAUGGCGUACUUGGCAAUGUGGCAGUUUUUUGAUCCAUGAAAUUAGGAAGGUCAGAAGAAGCAAAAGCCAUAAGAAAAGUGGCCUGCAAUAUUCUUAAGAUAAUGCCACGCAGUAGUAAAAAAACUGGUAUUUUAAACUGACAUGCAGCUUUUGAAAGCCUGGUUUAGCCAAGUUUUGGCAAGUUUACUUGUUUGUUUUUUUGUAUUGCAAUGUCAAGUUGAUUUAAUUCUUAGUCAUAAUAUACACUGUAGUAAAUGGGAUUGAUGUGAUGGCAAAUGCUUACCUGUACAGUUUAAUUAAUGAGCAAGGGAUGGCGUAGUGGUGAGAGCACUCGCCUCCCAUCAAUGUGGCCUAGGUUCAAAUCCUGGCAUCAACGCCAUAUGUGGGUUGAGUUUGUUGUUGGUUCUCUCCUUUGCUCCGAGAGGUUUUUCUCUGGGGACUCAGGUUUUUCCCUUUCCUCGAAAACCAACAUUUCCAAAUUCCAAUUCCAUCAGGAAUCAGGUAGACAAAGAACCACUUUGUGGAUGUACAUGUGCUACCUCCAAAUCAUUAUCAUUAUUAUUAUUAAUAAUUUUAUUGCAGAAAGAUGCUGGGCAAGUUGCUUUAGAUGAGGAAGAAAGGUUACGAAUGCUUUUAGAGGUUUGUGCUUCUCUUUUAUUUAGAAAUCGUUUAUGGCAAGUUAAAAAUUCUUUAGAACCAUGGUGAUAAUUGGGGCAGCACCGUAGAGCUAAAUCUUCAUGAGUAGGAUGCCUAAAAUGUGUACAAUUCCACAAUUGGUUUCGGCGCCAUUUAAUCCUAUACCAACUGUAGAACAUUUUAGGAGGAGCCACCUACAAUGUGAGCACCAAUACCACCAAUACCAUCUAAGAUUUUUUUUAUUGUUUAUUUUAAAAAAAUAGUAAAAUAAUAGUUAUUGUGUUUACAAUUUCCUUGAAGAUCCUACUAAGAUGAACAGCACAUUUGUAAUUUUAGAUAGAAUUUCAGCUCAAUUUUAUAGACUGUUUGCAGGAUGCUCAACGAAAUAAAGUGGAACAAACUGAGAAGGCUCGACUGCGACACAAACAUGCAUUGGAAAUGCUACAACUGGAGGAAGUAAGAAUUGUACUAGUGUUUGGCAUUUUUUGCAAGUAGGGCAGCGUGCAAAGAAAGUAGUGUCUGAUAGCCCGGGACCAGUGGAUUUUGCCAUCGGGUUUGUGAAUUCUGUUGUUAACUUGCCCAACUGAGGGGCAACUGUGAAUUUUUUUGAGGAAUUCAAAUUACAUAAAAACUUUGUAAUCAAUCCAAAAUGGUCUUGGGCUAGUUUAUGCUUGCUAUAGUUUGCCUGAAUGGCAAGCUGUAAAACUGACUUUCUUUGCACCCUGGUAGGAUGAUUAUUAUAUUCUACAACAGUGUGUAUUAAGUGUGCUUUUUGUAGUUCACCCUUUUUAUGUGGCUGGUUACCCUGUUGUCCAUCAUUGUUAUCAGCACAAUUUGGGUAGCCUGUGUCUUUAAAGUUUUACUCUUGGCUUACAGCUACUUUUGUUUUCUUUUAUGGUUGCCAAAUUGCCGUUUAGUUUACAAAAUAGUUUUAUUGAUGAAGCUACAAGAAUGCUUAUGGUAAAAAAUGAAACUUGCUCGUCUUCUACCACCUUAUUCUGAAAUGAUUCAGUAGUUUAAAAUAAUAAUGUAAAAUAAAGUUAUUUAUUUUUGUAACAAACUUAUAAACAGGAUCACAAGAAACUGAUGGAAGAGCUUGGGCAACUGGAAAGACAUGACCGUCAAAGACGACAAGAAGCUGUUGCUAAAAUCCCAGUAAGGGUUCUUUUGUCAUCCUCUCAGCUCAAGGUGUCUUUUCUAAGACAUCCUGUACUGUCAAUGUUCUCAUUAUGGACACCUGUAUAAGAUGUCUAAUGUUGCAAAUUAAAAUUAAAUUCAAGAUAAAAACUUUUUAUCCUACAGUACUGCUCAAAAGUAAGUUGAUAGUCUCAAUUUAAUCCUUGAAACUCAAUUCUUGAGUCCGGAAACUCAAAUGAAUGGAGUUUGCGAGAGAUUCUAGGUUUAAAAAUUUCUAAGAAAACAAUUUACUCCCAGUAUCUAGAAAAUAUUCCAUAUGCAGAUACUGUUCAGUGGUUUGCAUCAACUGCCAGUGUUUACAUUUAAAGUUUAAAACAAAGCAGAGUUUUUUGGGGGCAAUGAAAAAAGACUAAUGAAAGGUUUUUAUCUUGAAUUAAUUUUUGGAAAAUAGACUGUUUUUUUUUUUGUAUGAAGUCUUUUCUUUUGAGUGAAAAAAAGUCUAUUGAUACAUGAUAUCAAUUUCCUUUUUUGCCUAGCCUGACACAGUUGUCUGUAGUUAUACUCUAAUAAAUAUUUUUAAGUUUACUCUAAUAUCUCCUUAUUUUCCUGGAAACUUUGUAUUCUGGUAUCGUUCAAAAUUUUUGUCCUUGUUAUGGCCCAUGUGUUCUUACACAACUUUUUUAAAACAACAAUCACAAGUCCGAACUGUAGGCUUAACAAAUAGAGAACAAUAAAAUGUAUUUGCGUAGUCUAUACUCUCAUAGACUUUAGCUCUUGACCAACUAGAGCUGAGAACUGUAAGUUAUUUUAAAAUACAGAUUAAGCUCUUGUAUUUUUUUGAAUUUAUGGUGACAGAGAGUUGUGCACUUUGCAUUUGGGCCAUAAAUUUGAGAGAAAAAAUACUCAGCCUGUAACCACCUUGAUUUUUAUGCCAGUUAGUAGUUUUUAAAGUUUGUUAUUGAUUGCUUGUGUUAGGUACGCAUCUUUCAGCCACCUCACAAACGUUUGGAAGAUGCAGAAGACCGACAGAGGGACUUAGAACAAGCGUUUGAAGACAUGUAUAUGAUGCAGACAGGUUAUUCAUUUUUCACUUGAUCCCAGUAAAUUUGCUUUUUGUUUGGCUGUGUUUGGCUUCACUUAUUUAUUUUGAAUAACACCAACUGGUUAUCUUGAAAAUUAUUGGUAGCAUAAAAUACGUACUAUAAUAAUAUAGAUUAUAACAAGUUUGGCUUGGAGUUGGUAAAAAAUUAAAAACAUCCAAAUGAAUAAGCGGCAUCUAUCCAUUAAGGCUUGGUACUUUUUAGGAAAAAGCAGCCUAAAAGUGUGACUUAAGGUGGAUUUCCACUGUCUUGUAAUUUUUACUUGUGUACGCUCGUCAAUAGAGGAAAUGUAUGAGAGUUCGGGCCUACGUGUUAAAACGUUGAAACUCGAUCAGGUUUACGUUUGUUACAUUGCCUCUAUUUUAUUUAUGCACAUAAAACUUAUGUGGGUACGCCAAAAAAAAAAAAAAAUGCGACGGUGGACAUCGACCUUUAGGCCCUUUAUUGUGCUUGGUCCUUAAACAAUAUUAUUAAUAAAGCUCCAGAGAAGUACAACUGUAUACAUUAGUGGUUCACAUUAGUGAUUAGCCUGUGAAUACAGGCAUUUCUCCGAGCUCCUCGCCACCAGGGACGUUUCGCCAGGAGGAACAUCUGCAACUCAGCAACAGAAAUUCCAUACUGACUUUUGGAAAGCCUCCUGAGUGUAUGAAUUAUCUGUCUGCAGGUUACACAGGUGAUUUGACUGUUGCUCUUGAGCCCCCUGAGAAUUUGAUGACAGCAGUAUCAGAAGACAGUGCUACCUCAGGUAGUUAUAAUCAUCGUUUAGUCAUACUGGUUUUCUUCCAGUUAGUUGCAAUAAUAACAGUUACUGAUUAAGAGUCUUCAUCGCCAAUGACAUCACGGCUUAACUGACAGACGACCAAUAACAUCGCGACGUAUUUGACCAAUCAGAUCAAUAAUCAGAGUGUAAUACCAUCAACUGACGUGAUAUAACUCACUUUGACUCUGAAGAUGACUACCGCACAGAUUGUCGAAACGUCAGUCACUGUCAACAACAGUCCUAUUCAGGACUACGUUCUCCCGCACAAUCAAACUCAACCUACUUUUGUAAUGACUCAUGGGUUCAAACCUUUGAUAACAACAACGACUUGUUUGUUUCUAAAAUAUACAUAAGCCUGGGAGCUCAGACGUACUGUAAAUCCGCUAUUAAGCCUCUUCUCAAAUAAGCCCCCUCUCUUUUAAGCCACCCGUCACUCCUCCCUCUUCUUAUUUUUCCCUUCACUGUAUUAAUCAAACACGACUAUAAAACGUCAUGUGGAUUUAGGAUGGUUUUUUCACCAACUGGCAGCUCAGAUUUGUUAGUGAUCCUUGGCUGCAAUUUGACCUCCAACUUCUUGUACUUGAGCUUUUCCACUUCGUAUUCUAGUUCUUUCGGCAGAACUGAUACCAUCAUCUUUGCUAAAUUAAAUACCACCCCCUACCCCCACCCCCAGGAGGGGUAUGAUAGAGGAUUUAUGGUAUUUCAGUUGGGUUAUGCAAGAGGCCCAAGAGGCUCCCUUUGUCAGGAUUCUUUUUGCAUGCAUUCCUUCGAGCCACUUAAGACUUAAACUACACAUUUGUAAGAAAUUGUUCAAAUAAUGCAAUCGGACAAUGUAGUAAUAUUGCUCUUUUUUUAAAUAAUGCAGCCUCAGAUAUUGAUAGAGGGUCUGUGGAAUCUGACGAGGCCAGAGGGGUAUGUCUAUUUUCUACGUUCAAACCACCACAUAUAUUACCAUCAUAAAAAUGUUAAAAAUACUUUCAGGAAAUAAAAUUAUCAGCUGUACGCACCGUGGGCUUAUGUGCGUGUUUCGACGUUACGCUCCAGGUCCUCAUUUCACGCACAUAACUUUCUAAAUUAAUCAAUACACUUUGGAGAUUAAUAAUAAAAAUAAUAAUGAAUUCAGGAGUAACAGUUCAGUUUACUGUAAUAACAGGCCCCAUCUGCUGUUCGUCCAGGGAGGAGAACAGAGAGUGGUGCGCAUAGGAGUGAACCAGGAAAGGAGCCUGAAGAAGCGCUCCCUCGAGACAAUGUCCCGAAAGCUCAGACUGAAGGUACUAGGUAUAAAUAGGUGUAUAACUCUGUAUUAAAAAUGUAGGAUUCUCAAACUCUGAAUGGAUUUUGACAUGGCAGUUAAAACUGACUUGUUUUAUUCAAUUUGGUAUCCGUAUGACACUGUCCUUGAGUGGGUUGGAAAACAACCUGGUCAUCAAGUAUUGGCGUCUGCCAGUUGCAUGACCAAAUGUUAUCCAGGUUCAUGUGAGCUAACGUGUACCGUAAUCUGUACAGGCCCUGGAAUGAUCCCAGCCCCCAAAAUGAUCCACAGCCUUGGAAUAAUCCCCUAAUGGAAUUGGUUAAUUCAUUUUGCACCUUCUCAAAUCCCCGGCUUCAGUAGUCAUUCCAAGAAUGACCCAGGGAUCAUUUCUUUACCGUGGCGGAAGAAAAAGGAGAUCAAAACGAUGUUGAGAUCAUACCUUGUUCAGUUGAUGUGUUUUGGAGCCACAAUCAAUUUUAGUCAUUGCAUGAACCUGUCUAGUUUAAGGCAGUUUAAUGGUGAACCAGCAGCAUAUUUCAUGAUCUAAAAUAAGGUGUAGAAGUUUUAGUCCAAGCUAGAUGGUGUGACCAUCGUUGACCCCAUCUACUUGAAGUGCCUUAUGUGACAGAGGGCUGGUCUUGUGAUUGGAAUUUCUCGAUCUGCAGAUCCGUUGAGACGUUUGCUACAGAGGAUUGAGAGGCAGCGUGACCAGUGGAAAAGAAGACAGCUGAUAGAAGAACCUCAUCCAACAGCGGCUGCGUCCACAGGUAAAUUAUUUGAACGAGUUUCAUUUAAAAGGGGUACAGAGGGACCCUGCCAUAGCCACACCCCGUGAAUGUGACUAUCCCCUUAUCACAUGCACUUUUUUGUGUUUCGAAAUUUUACCUCUUUACUAUGACUAGUUGAAUUUUUUAUGAGAAUAAAUUAAAAAAACAGUAAAGCUUUUUUCGAAGCUGUUCUAAGUACGUUAAGGACCGCUUCAGAGGUAUUUGUGAUAUCCAACAGAUUGAUAGCCAGAAUUAAACUUUAUUUGUCAUCACAUACUUCCGAAAUAUAAAGAUAUGUAUACAUAUUUCUGUAUCACAAAGUGCCACUACUUUGUUAAUUUGACCAGUUUUUUACGACCCCAAUCAGUUUCCUUUGAAUGCUGAAAUAACCAAUGAAAAUGGGAUAGCUUCCCCAAAACAUUCUUAUGAUACAAUUCGACACAACACAAACCCGUUCCCUCGCAAAACCUACUGAAACCCCUAAAUCCUCUAUUAUGCUCGGAGGGGAAGGGGGGUGGGGCCGGGGGCCUGCGGAUUUUCAAGCACGUUUGUUUGUGUCCUUGGACACUACUGUGAGCAGUAUUUUGUUCCAUACCCUAUUUUCAGAUGAUAUAUAAAGUUUUGCCUAUAGGAGUUAAAGGAAAUUAUUAGUUUUAUUUCAUCUUACAGAUAUUCCUCGCACUUUGCCUUCAACAAAGCCUUCAUCAGAGGAUCAAGGGUAUAGGUAGAUCAUAUAUUUUCAGAUGAAUGCUUUCUAUUAAAGGGAUACUUGUAUCAUAACUUGGCAGUGGAACCUCUGUAAUUGUUUUUAUGGAUUCGCUCUUAGUGUACUGACAUCGUGAGAAACAAGGUCAAACUUGUAUUACACGGUCAAUAGCUCAAGUCCCGAUUUUCCAUCUCCUUUAACAGUAAUCCUGCUUCUUUCUUUUUACAUUUGCAAAAGAGUUCCAGAAACCAUCCCUUUCUCCACCUCUCCUGAAAGCCUAGCAGAAGCGGAAUUAUCUGGCGAGGAAGCAGAUGGCAGAGAGCAUGCUAUCGAUGCGGCAGAUGAACCACGCCCUGAGGGCACACACUGGCCUGUCGUCAGUGAAGCACCCCACCCACCCACAGACAGCAUAAGGACGCUUCUCCAUCCCCUGGAAGCUGCCCAGAGGUCACGCACUACUACAUCCUCGGAAAGAGCAGUAUGUAUCUCUUAGGGAAGGGGGGGGGGAGAAAUGUUACCGUUCGAGUAGGUUGCCACAAGUUAUUAUUUUCCCUUAUUUAUUUAUUUAUUUAUUUACAUUACCUCUUCGUACGUAGGAUUACAGCAUGUCAUUCAAUUUGAGAUAAAAUUCAUAGUACCGUAAUUACAAUACAAGAUAUCUUAAUCUUGAAUAACUAAACAGUUUAAGUUCAACAAGAGCACUUUCAUAGAUAACGGUAACAGGACUGAGUGGAGUCCAAUUUGGUCUGUUAUCAUACGAGUGAUUAACAAAAUCCCGAUUUGUUUAAUCACGAUUAUGAUUACAGACCGAAUUGGACGAUACAAAGUUCUGUCGCCAAUUAAUCAUAACUAUCACAAAAUUUGUGAUAUCUUAGGCUUUUUUCUAAUUAAAAUACAAGAAAUUCCGAGUUUCUUUUGCUAGCAGUGAAAAAAAAAGCCAAUUAGGUGUGCACAUGGAAUGGCGCGUUUUAUCCGAUUACUUAGGCAUGACGCGUACUUUCCUAUUACACUGUCCUAUUAGUGUUGAAAUCAGAACAGUUGAUAGCCAAUAAGACUUAAGAAUUUUGUUAUAGUUAUCAUUUAAUGGGUUAUACAGAACGAUCAAAACAGUGAGUGAUGAGGAGACGUCAGAACAGCAAAGGCUUGUACAAGGAGGUCGUACGUAAUGUGAUCUUACACAUCAUUCUAGAUUAUAGACAAACUUCGCCAAUAGAUGUGUCACAAAGCGUGUGAAAGGCUUGUUUGAUUUUUCAAAUUCGAUGAAUUUUUUCACAGGUUACCAAUUCAAUGAAUUUGUUCACAGGUUACCCAUCAGGAUGCGCUUCUUGAGCAACAAAAACUCAAGUUAAAACUACAGCAGCAAAACCUCCUACAGCAGCAACUGGAGCAACAAAUUCAGGACUAUCAACGGCAGCUAGCUGAUAUAUAUGGAACAACUGGGGCACCAGCAGGACCCUUACCGUCAGGGACUCUCCGGGUCCCUGAUGAGCAUAUGCCCCUGGAGGAACCAUUUCCUACUGGAGCCCCUUAUGAAGGAGUUGCGUCUCUUGAAGACUCUGUAAGCGAAGGGUUGUUUGUUGCAAUCGUUGCUAUGAUAUGGCAACAGCACCUAAGCGAUAAUUGUGGCAUUAAUCGCUAGACGCGUUUUAGCCACUGUGGCGAUUAAAAUGAAACCAGUCUCUUUCCAGUCUUGAAUCCUGUCAAGCUUGUUCCUCCAUUCAAGGGACACAAACCUUUUUCCCCAAAAUUGUUCAUCUUAGAGUACUUUCCAUUUGUUAGAACUGGUCGCCCGGACCAUGGCCCGACCAGUCUGUUUGAAAAUGAUAUAGGCUUUUUCCAAGAGGUUUUGCUAAAAAAAACUCAUCUCCUUCGUGCAUACUAUUUAGGAUUUGAUUGAUCUGGCUAGAUAGUUUUGACUAAAACGGAGGAUGUCAUUGCAACGGGAAUGGUCUGGCCGUUCAGUUCUGACUAAUGGAAAGCGCCCUAGUUAUCUGUAUUGAAGGGACACCCCUAUUUAGGAGACACUUGUCCUCGAACCAAUGGCAUCCCCUGAAUGGAGGUGCCAUUAUAUGAUAAUCUUUGUAUCAGUUACUUCUAUUGAAGGGACACCUGUAUUCUGGGGACAUUUGUCCAGGUUCCUUAAAUGGGGGAUCUACUAUAGUGAAGACAGAUCAAAGCAGUCGUCCCAAACUAAGAGAAACUAAAACAAAUCUCAGUCUGAAAUCCCAAAAGAAGCGCGGAUUGUGAUGACUAGCUUGAGGUUCCUGAAGUGAUAAUUGGUUUCCUAAAAUAUUGGCGAAUUUGGUUGAUUGUUUCUCAGGGACCAAGACGUGGACAGACCUCUCAGGCCCAGCCUGGGGUCCCUACCAUCACAUCACACGAGGGGUCCCCACUGAUGUCGGACGUUCUUGAGUCAUCAACCCUCAGCAGUGCAACAUCGAAUGAAACGGAGGCUGCUCUUCCUUCAGAAUUUGAAAGGACACUGGCAGCGGCCCGAGCUACUGCAGACAGGGCAGCUGAAAUGCGUCAAAAGGAGAGAGACGUCUUGCAGGAGCUCAGUAGAGCAGCACUGGAAGAUGUGCCAUUUAGCAGCCACACCCAUUCAGAGAGGGACGCUUCCCCUAGAAGCACUCCGACUCUUCAAUCCCAGGAGCUUGUUAACAUAUCAACUCCUUCCACUCUUUCAUUAAGCGUGACAUUGUCUUCUGACCUUAGCGUGACAGCUGCUGCGUCACACACUGUGACAUCUCGUUUCUCUGAUCAUGCUCUUUAUUCAAGUACUCAGCCACGUACAAUUCCUUUCCCUAACGUUGGUGACACAGCCAGCGUUACAGCGACAACAUCAUUGCUUACGAAGACUUCACAGUAUCUCGGGCUUUCUCGAGAGCCUUCGUCAAACAUUCGCUCUUUCCCUGUGCUGACUUCGGGCUCCGACGUUCAAACUCGUUUCUCAGUUGUUUCGCCUUCUCCAGUAUCUAGCAUUCGAGCCGUAACAGAGCCUUCUCGGAUUAAUCCAUUAACGUUUGCAACUACAAGUCUAUCAGGAGGAGCGACAGCAGUUUCACAUUCCUCUGCUUCUCAGCUGGCCAGUCCGGUUUAUUCCACCGGAUAUUUGGACUACUAUAAGCAAAAAAUAGAGGAGGAACGCCAGCUUUUUGAAGCCCAAAGAAAACGAAUCCGGCGAUACAGUGACAAGUUUAAGAGCUCCUCCUUCGAAGGUCCAGGAUCUCAAACAUAUAAGGCCCCAGUGAUAUCAAGCACAAAUGCUCCACAGUCAGAGCCCCAUUUAAGCUCGCCAUUUUUAUCGAACCUGCGGGGUGAUGACGCAGGGGUGCUUGGUUUGGACCAAAACAAAGAAAAUCAAGGCUUAAUCGCAAAUUCUGUAGGGAUAAGAGGACAAGACAGAUUACGGGACAUUUCUCAGAGACUGAACACAUUAGAAAAGACACUGACCACAAGUGACAGUUCCAUCCCUGUCACUUCAGUCAGCUAUACAUCGAAGCCUGUUUCCACAAGCGGAUGGAGCUACGGGUCCAGUACAGAGUACUUAUCGCUUCCACGUAACACUGCUGGUCGACAUUUCCUAGGUAGCGCAGGCUCAACGUUGUCUUCUUUGUCAGAGUUGACGGAAAUGAUGACGAGAUUGACAUCUACGAGUGACGAAUCUGACAAUAAAUCCCUCAGGGCCGGAGCCACAAGUGGUCCAUUAUCCAUGAUUUCAAAAGGGCCCCUGAAUGUUGCACAUUCGCACGCCCCUAAAGAACCAAGCGCUGAAUUUUCCAGUGCUAAUGGGCCUACUGGAAUCCUAUCAGGGUCACGUUGGACGAGGGGCUCAGAUGGAAAACCAUGGUAUGUGCUGUCACGAUCAAGCACCUUGCCUUCUGCGGGAACGUUAGGUAGGGACGCUGUACUCCCUGAGAUGGAAGAAGAGGACAAUGUAUUUCCAGAGGUCACAGGCUAUAAAAGUAAGUCCUUGAGAAAUGCUGUUAGCCGACGUUAUCAUAGUUGUUUCUAAGGUAGUGGAAAUGAUCCCCAUAAGUGAAUAAACAACCUAAGCGGUUGAAAAAGAACCUGAAAAAAUUCAGGCUUGACCGGGAAUCGAACACUGAUCUUUGCGAUGACCGGACGCAAUGCUCUAUCCAUUGAGCCAUUCCAUUCAUCUAAUUAAUAUAUGAAUGGAAAUAUAAAUAUUGGAACUCUACUACGGAAAAAUCGAAACACAGACUUCCUGAAUGGAAAUAUAAAUAUAUUUUAAUAAUAUAUCGGUAAGAGUAGUUUUUUCCAGGUUUUGAGGAAAUGUAAUAUAGAAUUAAAUAUUUCCAUUCAUGCCAUCCCCACCUUCGGGUAUAUUAGGAACUUACAAUGGCUUGCUCUCCAGUUGGCUUGUCUAGAUCUUGAAAGGUCGGGUUCGAUUCCGGUCAAGCCUGAUGUUCUUUUCAGGUUCUUUUUCAACCGCUUAGGUUUUUUAUGCAACUACGUGGAUCAUUUCCACUUUGAAUUCAUAUCCUUAUCCGCAGUUCAAAAAAUGAGUCAUUUCGUUUACUUCCAUUCAUAAUUUUUGCUGUUUGGUUUUUAAAGUUCACAAUAAAAAAGACCACAGUUAUUUUAUCCUUCUUUUGACUGAGAAAAUGCUGUGCUCGUGUACGUUGUGUUCGGUACUAACCCUUGAAGGGCCCGUUUCCAUGCAGAUGGGGGACCCCAGGUAGGUGAGGUAACAUGUGUCUACUCACCCCACCUAUAAUGUAAACGUGAUCAAAUUAAAAUGAGGGAUUAUAUGGACAGGAGAAUAACCCCAUCUAUAGCAGGCUACAUCACCUACCUGGGGUCCCCCACCUUCAUGUAAACAGGCCUUAAGUCCCAAGAAUGACCAACAUCUAUUUUCUUCAAACAAUAUCAAUACAUCGUUAAGAGAAAAGGAACUGAGAACCAAUGCAAUGUCCGCAAAAGGAAAAAAAAUGCUUUGAUCUUUUAUUAGAUUCUCCUAAGUAUUUUCUUGAGGAAAUGCAUGGAGACCAGUCUUAAGAAUUUACAUGAGGAUCCUGGCAAGAGUUGCAUUAUGACACUAAGGGCCUGUUUACAUGGAGUGGGGGACCCCGGUCUAGUGGGGUUGGUUUCUUUUGUUUUCACGCUCUUGGGGACGGGGACACAAAACAAAAGAAACCUACCCCACUAAACCGGGAUCCCCCACUCCAUGUAAACAGGAUCUAAGUCUUCCUGAAAUUGGUGAUAACAGACAACCAUUUUUUUGGAUUGAUUUGAUUCAGUUAUUGCACGUAUCAUUAGAGCGCUCAUGAAUGUACCUAAUUAAUUAAGACGACUAAGGAGAGGCUUUAUUAGGGCCAUUUGUACUAGGGAAAAUAAGACACGCCCUCAGCAAGACUUUUUUUCACACAAAAUGCGAAAUAUAAAAUAUGGCGUGACUUAACUAAGACACGUUCCGUCUUAGAAGGACACCUGCUCUUGAGUUAGACGAGUCUUUGCUAAGACGAAGCAAGUCUCGUAUAAAUGAGCUUCGCGUCUUGUGCAUAUAGAGCGUUUUCACAUGACGCCAUGAUGGCCAUACUGGUGUUCCAAAACAACGAAAUGGCGGCCAUGUUGGUUUCUAAACAAAUCCUGAAAACACGAGCGCGCGUGAAAUUCACCCCAAGCGAGAAAGGCGGGGUGAUUUUCACGCGCGCUCGUGCUUCGCUCGCCCUACUAUCCCUGAGGAAAAAUGGGGUCUACUCGUAGUCUAAACUCUUUCCUAAUGUAGAUACUUUCUUUUGUUGCAAUAAAUUUGCAUAAAUGCCAGCCACGUGAGAGAAAACGCUCCAUUACGCAUGCGUCAUUUUAACGCGUGCGCUGUUGAAACGCUGUUACUAAAGGGAACAUUCACAGCAAAACGAGUCUGUACCUAGAAAUAAGACGCGGUAGUGAACCAAUGUACGAUAACAGAAGAUUCUCAUAUCAAAGGCGGGACCUUGAUGUGACCAGUGACAUUUUAUAGAAGGGUAUUAUCGUACAACUUGAAAGAAAUAUUCUUCUCUCUUUUCUCUCUCUCCCAUUUUGAAAUUAACAAAACCUCUGUGUGACAAGGGGAAGUUGCUUUAAAUUCUGGUUCACUAUUUACUUCGUUUCCUUUCAAGGUCCUUUGUCAGGCAGCGAAGAGACUGGGUCGACAACAAGUGCGCACCUUGGCAGGGCCGAAAAACUGGAUGAUUCAUCCUCAGCUAGUGGCGUCAAUGCACUGAUGUCAUCUACGGUAAAUUAAUAGGCAUUUAUUUAUUUUUUAUUUAUUUUGUUCUGAAUAGACCUUAUUCACGAUACCUGCCAUCUUUUAAGGGCUUAAGGGCUGAUGGGAUAAAAGCAAUGUCACGUGGUUUCUCAGGGGGAAACAAGCAAUCAAAUCUGCCAAUACAAGAAAUCGCGGUCGAGUUUGUUUAUUGUAGACAACAGAAAAUGAAGAACUAUAAUGGCAAUAGACCUUUUCUUAUUUUUUCAACUUUUGACAUGGACAAGUUAGGGAAAAUUUGUCGACACCACGGAAAAAAGCGGCUUAAGAUUAGUAUGAUGGCCUAGUUUGAAAGUGAUUAGCCUGUACACAGACGUUUGAUUUUUCUUUUCGAUCUUUUCGAAAACGUCGGCGAGCUAGCGAGCGAAGCGAGUGCGCCCAAUGACGGCCAAUAAAUUCUCUGCGGUUUAUAUUUUAUCACCUGCCGCGCUCGACGGACUUUGCAGAGAAAAUAGAGGGUCUGUGAACAGGCUAGAAAGUGAUUUGUUGAAAACUAACAAAGAUAUAACUCCUUAAGGUCGCAAAAUUUUCCCGGGUGGGGAGACUCCCCAUACGAAAGGGGUGGGGAUGCUCGUCGUCUCGCUUAGGGGUACAAAUCUCGGAUGUUGGUCUCACUUAGCGUGUGCUGGGCAAAACGCCAUCAUAUUUAGCCAUGAAGGUCUCGUUUAGGGUUGCACGCGAAAAAUAUAUAUUGUCUGUGUUUUAUUAUGGUCUCUUUUAGGGGUCAAAAAAGCUUGGGCUCCUUCCAGAUCGGUCUCCUUUAGGGGUUUAAUUCAAAAUUUCCGACGAGCAUCCCCACCCCUUUCAUAUACGGAGUCCCCCCCGGGAAAAUUUUACGGACGUUUUUAUGGUAGGGGGCACAAACUUGGCCUCCCAUCAUACAAACGUCUGUAUACAUUGCUUUUGGGCAAGUAUCGCCAGUAAGGUCUAUUAUAAUCCAACUGCAGUCAACACCCCCACUAAAUGGUCUUUUCUAUAAGGUAAAUUCCUAGAAUUGUCUGACUGAUUCUGACAUAAGAUAAAACAUGAAUAAUUGACCGGUUUUUCUCAACUCGUUACUACUAAAAAUUAAAAAAAGCCAAAGACAAUCGUUAUGGAUCAGGAUCUCCAAAGGGAUUCUUCAUUUUCUUGCAGAUCCUUGGAAAUCGUCUUUAGUUAGAAGUUACAUCAAACACUUGAAACAGAGUUUCAUCACGGCCAUUUGAAGGUUGUGCGUGAAGCUGGAUUUGUGUUGUGUCGAGUUGCUUUAUGGGACUGUUUUGGGAAUUUUUAUCAGGGAUCUUUAGCAUAGACGACACUGACGGCAACGAUAACGUCACACAAACGGUGACUUCAAACUUUGCUAUCACUCCAUCUCUGUCAAUUUUUCAAAUGUUGGCGAAUUUUUCUGGAGUUUAAUUCUAAAAGACCGUCUCUCAAUCUCCACCCAGAGCUCUUCUGUGCAUGUAGAGGAUUCCCAAACCCGUAAGCACUGGGGUCGAGAAUAGACCGUAUCCAAGUUGAGAAAAGAAAAAAAGGUCAAAAUUCGUCUUCAAAGCCAGUCCUAUAUUUCAAUUCAACACAACCGUGACUCCAUCUUUCGGACAACCUGCAAAUGGUUGAUAUCAAGUACAAAAAAAUUCUGCUACGCGUUGUAUUUCCUACUAUCUCCUUGGUGUUUGAUAUGUGAUGAAGCAUUGCGUCUCGUGUUUGCCAUUAAGUGCUCGGAAUAUUGAACGUUAAAACCAUCAGGGAUGUGUGAAACUUGUACUUAAUUAGCUGAUGGGAUGAUGUUCCAUUAAAAAUCAAAAAGUGUCAAAUGUCUUUUUCCCAUGUUCCUUUCCAAGCAAUUACGUUCUUAUUGUCCCUGCAGUACAGUAACGUUUACAUUGUUCUCUGUUUGUUGUCAGAUAUCUUCUGCGUCUAGUGGAUCGUUAGCUGACUCGCCUAAGGUUAGCGAUGUCCAAGGUGAUUCUAGCAGCCUCUCUAGCACUGGAAAAUAGACCUGAAAUGAUUUUCGCCGUUGAACCAGAAACUGAGAGAAACCGCAAUCGUCUUCCAUACUUCGUUAAUAGAGAGCUUUAGAUGCGGGGACGAGGACAGCUACAAGGACGACAUUUAAUUUCAAGUUUUCCGGCCUCUUCUCUAAAAAACGACACCCCGGAAAGCAUCAAUGUACUUUUUUUCACCGCAAAAGUUACUUCGCGUAUUUCCGUUGAUGGAGGUAAAGCCCUCUCGCAAUCGCUGAAUGAUAAAAUUCCUAACAUUUGGUAACUUGUUUUCCCACCACGACAUUCUCGCUAAAACUCGUAGUAGAUUGACGACGUGCUACCAUGUUUUCCCGUUGGUUCGUGCGCGUGCACUACUUUUUAUUGGGAAAAUCUCGUUCUUACAGUCGUUCUCAUCUUAGAAUCUAAAGCUCUCUAAUGGUAUGAAGAAUACAAGAGUGGCAAGGCAAAAGCCUUAUCAACGCAACUGAAG